Molecule: messenger RNA, 2583 nt
Organism: Monodelphis domestica (gray short-tailed opossum)
Lineage: Eukaryota; Metazoa; Chordata; Mammalia; Didelphimorphia; Didelphidae
Gene: GPX2
Product: glutathione peroxidase 2
Biological process (GO): response to oxidative stress
Molecular function (GO): glutathione peroxidase activity
Source: RefSeq, a predicted model, not a curated record
AAGUUCUUCACUACAAGGUGUGGAUCUCUAGGCUUCCUGCCUUGGAAAUCAUGCAGAAGACAACAGGGAAUUGUGAAGAAUUUCCCCCAAAAUAACUCCUCCAAACCCCACUAGUUCACAGACUUCUCUUCUUGUAAAAAUAAUACAAAACACACUGUUCUGGAAGUGGCCAGGUUUGGCUCUAAGGUGAAGAAGAAAUAAGUGGGCAAGACAGACACUAUUGUGGAAAUGCUCCACCAUGAUCUUCAUAGGCAUCAUGGGCUACAGAUGCACUUUAGAGUCUCCAUACAUUCAAAACCAUUCUUCCUAGCAGUGAUUAGUUUGGAAGUGGUGGAUGUACAAGAAUUAGCACAAAUUCUUCACCAGAUACUGUAAGAAAUGGCAGGACAGGGGCAGCAAGAUGGACUUGGAUUCAAAUCUGGUUUCAUACCUUCUAGCUGUGUGACCCUGGGAAAGUCACUUAACCCCAAUUGCCUAGUUCUUACUACUCUUCUGCCUUUGAAUAGAUACUUCUAUCGAUUCUAAGACGGAUUUUUUUUUUAAAUGUUAGCAUAUUGAUAGCAAGAAACAGCUAGACAAAAACUUCAGGUUGCCAAGUUAUUCCCUGUACUCAGAGGUGCCUCCUCCCCCUCAAGGAAGAAUUCUUACUUAAUGAAAAUCCAGGUAAAUGGUUGACAACAUGGCAGAGAAACCGAAGCAUCAAGUACAAGUAUUUUUUUUGGGCAGGAUGAAAUGAUUGAUGUCACCGGGGUGACCAAGCACAAGGGUAACAAAGUCAUCACCAGCUGCUGGCACACCAAGAGACUGCUCCAUUAAACCCACCCAGUCCUGCAAAAAAUGGCUUGGAUUUGGAGUUUGGUACCUGCCUAUGUGGUAUCCUUUGUGGACUGUGUUGGUCAGAAGUAUCUUUACCACACUGACAUCAACAAGAUCUACAGGAUUGGCCAAGGCUAAUAUUGGGGAUGGUAAACCGAUUAAAAAAAAUAAUAAGGCACCUACCAAAUCUAUUCUUUCUGAUAAGAGCAUUGAUUCUCUGGGAAAAUUUGUUCACUAUGAUAAAGAGACUUUAUCAUGCUGAAAGGCCUGGGGUCAAGAAGUUUGUUCUCAUCUAAUAGAAAUUCCUGCUAAUACAGAAAAAAUGUCAUGCCCUAGAGAUGUUCAUUUUUUUUUUAGUUACAUAUAGAAAUAAUUUUUGACAACUUUUUUCCUGACAUUAAAUGAUUCAGAUUUUCUCCCUCCCUUCCUCUGCCUCCCUGAGGUGGUAAAUAGUCUGAUAAAGGUUAUACUGGUUGUUGUUGGUUGUCUCUCGAACUGAGGAAGACAGUUGUCUUUGUGCGUUUUUGUGCACAAAGACACUUGUGCUUGAAGAUUUAAGUGGAAAAGUCGAUGCACAGAGACAGUCCCACUCUCUCGGUGUUGGAAGCCUGGGUCCAGUGGCACAAAAAGUCGUUACACCUGGAGAAUUCCUCAGCUGCACUGGAUGGCCGUGUUGUCCUUUGUGCUCCAACACGCCCUAAGCACUCCACAGUGCUUUGCUGCAUCGCCAUCUCAGCCGUUGAACCUUCUUGUUGGUUUCUUCUGCCUGUUCAGCCGAAGCAGUCUUCACAUCCUGGCCUCCCCAGGCCCUUAAGUAGGCUCCACACCCACCCCGGAGCCAUUCUGCUCGCUCACCAUGGCUCACAUCGCCAAAUCUUUCUAUGACCUCAGUGCUACCAGCCUGGAAGGGGAGAGGAUUGAUUUCAACACUUUCCGGGGUCGGGCAGUGCUUAUCGAGAAUGUGGCAUCCCUCUGAGGCACGACCACCCGGGACUACACGCAGCUCAAUGAGUUGCAGUGCCGCUUCCCGAGGCGCCUGGUGAUACUCGGCUUCCCCUGCAACCAGUUUGGGCAUCAGGAAAAUUGUCAGAAUGAAGAGAUCCUGAACAGUCUCAAGUAUGUCCGUCCUGGGGCUGGCUUCCAGCCCAACUUUGUCCUUGUCCAGAAGUGUGAGGUGAAUGGACAAAAUGAGCAUCCUGUCUUUGCCUACCUGAAGGAUAAACUCCCCUACCCUGAUGAUGACCCAUUCUCCCUCAUGACAGACCCCAAGCACAUCAUAUGGAGUCCUGUGCGGCGCUCAGAUAUCGCCUGGAACUUUGAGAAGUUCCUCGUGGGCCCAGAGGGUGAACCCUUUCGCCGAUAUAGCCGAUCUUUCCAAACCAUCAAUAUCGAACCCGACAUCAAACGUCUCCUCAAAGUUGCCAUAUAGAUGAGCUUUCCAGUAGGCACCCCCAGGUCCCAGUUAUUCCGGUCUUAGGAGUUCCUUUUUUUCCAGGGUCUAGUGCAACCUACCCAAGAUCUGCUAGACUCAGGAGAUGCCCAAGAUCAAUACCAUUCAUUGAACAUUCUUUUCUUAUCCACCUGUCCCCUUAUGACUCCCCAACACUCCUGGUGCUGAUGUGAGUCAGGACUCCAAAAUCUGGGUUGGCUCUUCACAGGAUGAUAGCAUCUUCUUAAACCCUUGAGGGGGAAUGAGAUGCUUGAGAGUCGUGAAGAGCUUAAUUCUAGCCUUUGUGAAUCCAAUAAAGGUCAGGUGUGAAAAAUGUU